Messenger RNA from Penicillium diatomitis, 699 nucleotides. RefSeq names its product protein tim21 (gene tim21). Gene Ontology annotation, cellular component: TIM23 mitochondrial import inner membrane translocase complex. The record is from RefSeq and is a predicted model, not a curated record. Gene Ontology annotation, biological process: protein import into mitochondrial matrix. The transcript is spliced from 4 exons. Lineage: Eukaryota; Fungi; Ascomycota; Eurotiomycetes; Eurotiales; Aspergillaceae. The coding region runs from base 1 to 699 and encodes 232 amino acids.
AUGAACGCGCAGUGUCUACGAACGUUAAAGCCAGCGCUACAGAGCGCUCCGUUGGCAUUGCGCCUUACAACACGGCGAGAGCUCGCUCGACACUAUGCGACUCAAACUGGUCCACGGCCAAAGCGGAGAAAUAUCACGGUCUUGUCAGACGAUGGUCGAUACGAAUGGGGUGAAUUGAGCGGGCGGGAGAAGGUGUCGCGAGCAACACAGCAGUCCAUCAACUUUGUUGUCGUGAUUGCUGGUGCUGUUUUGACGGACCUGGAAUGUUCUCAGGGCGGAGUAUUCUAUCUUUUCUGGACAGACGUGGUGUCUCCGAACAGCCGGACAUGGCAGUACGAGAAGGCCGUCGAGCGCGUCAAAGAAGAUCCCAGGUGUAUACAACUUUUGGGCGACCGCAGAGAGAUCAGAGCAUUCGGAGAAACAACAAACAGCCGCUGGGCACGAAAUAGGCCAAUUGCUUCCACUAUCGAGAAAGACCGGUUGGGCCGCGAGCAUCUUCGGAUGAACUUUAAUGUCGAGGGCCCAUUGAAUACCGGCGUCGUCUUCGUGCACCUGAUGAAACCAUUAGACAAGGAUGAGUGGGAAUAUCAGCUUUUGGCGCUGGAUGUGAAGGGACAUUCCCGAAUCAUCUUGGAGAAAGCCGCAGAAAAGCCCGGUGUGGCCAGUUCACUGAAGCUUUUUGGUAUUCAAUGGCGUUGA